GGCUGGACCAGGAUGGUGUGACCGGCGCGGCCCUGGCCACGCAGACCCGGCUCGACGCUCCUCGCCCGCUCGCGCAGCGGAGCCGAGCCCCACACGGCCGCUCCAGGAGAGGGCGCGCGGCUCGGGAAGCUGCCAUGGACCGCGGCGGCCCCGCGGGCAGCCCCCUGGUCGCCAGCAACGAGUCUUCGCCCCCGGCUGCCGCCACCUGCGACUCCAGCCCGGGGCGGACCGGGCCGGGGCCGGCGGGCCCCAACGGCGGUGCUCGCGCGGGGGGCGGGCGGCCGGCGGCAGCGAACGCGGCGCGGGAGCGCAGCCGCGUGCAGACCCUGCGGCACGCCUUCCUGGAGCUGCAGCGCACGCUGCCGUCGGUGCCGCCCGACACCAAGCUGUCCAAGCUGGACGUGCUGCUGCUGGCCACCACCUACAUCGCGCACCUCACCCGCAGCCUGCAGGACGACGCCGAGGCUCCUGCCGACUCCGGGCUUGGCGCCCUGCGCGGCGACGGCUACCUGCACCCUGUUAAGAAAUGGCCCAUGCGAUCAAGAUUAUACAUUGGUGCUACUGGUCAGUUUCUGAAGCAUUCUGUCUCUGGAGAAAAAGCAAAUCAUGGCAAUACUCCAACAGACUCACAGCCUUAG
Messenger RNA from Equus quagga, 638 nucleotides. RefSeq names its product transcription factor 24 (gene TCF24). Gene Ontology annotation, molecular function: DNA-binding transcription factor activity, RNA polymerase II-specific; protein dimerization activity; RNA polymerase II transcription regulatory region sequence-specific DNA binding. NCBI's taxonomy places the organism in Eukaryota, Metazoa, Chordata, Mammalia, Perissodactyla, Equidae. The record is from RefSeq and is a predicted model, not a curated record. Gene Ontology annotation, biological process: regulation of transcription by RNA polymerase II; developmental process. The coding region runs from base 135 to 638 and encodes 167 amino acids. The transcript is spliced from 3 exons.